AUGGUGCCACCACCCCCGCCGAUUCAUAGAGCUCGUGGACAUGGCCGCUCAAGAACUUCAUUUCAUACGGACUGUUACGACUCGGAGACAUACAAGAAACACUAUCCACCAGCACCUGACGAUGAGGUCUGGAGAUUGAAAAGUAUCGCAAAGGAUGGACCAUUUUACAAUCGGCUGAUUGCAGAAGGAAUACAUAACGUGGAACAGUUUCUACGACGACUCUACUUGGAUUCUGAGAAACUGAGAAAUAUUCUUGGCACGACAGAGAAGCAGUGGAAAGCCCUCCUAGAUCAUGCAAAAACUUGCACUCCGAAUGGGAAAGUCUAUGUGUACUAUCAAGAUAAUGGAAAUGAUCACGGUGUUAUAUUCAACAGCGUUGGUCAAGUCAGAGGCCUAACUGCGGGCGGGAUGUAUUAUGCUGCCAACAUAUUUUCUCCCGAGCAGAAGGUCUGUGCAGAUAAAUUGGUGAAAAAGGCCUAUGAGAAUUGGAAUGAUGUCUCACCACACGAAGCUGAGGCUUCUUCAAGUUCCAUGUUGGAGAAGAUCUCGUGUUCUUUUCCGCGUGAAGUUGUAGGAGAUCAACAAUACCUCCAUCCAGCUCACAACAAUAUGCCUCCACCGAGACUGGGCGGUCAUGUUAGUUUGAAAGUACCUCCUAGAACUUCAGCAUCCACAGUGGAAGAUGGGUUUUGGGACCAAAAUCUAUUUAGCUGA
Molecule: messenger RNA, 714 nt
Organism: Eucalyptus grandis
Lineage: Eukaryota; Viridiplantae; Streptophyta; Magnoliopsida; Myrtales; Myrtaceae
Product: calmodulin-binding protein 60 D-like
Exons: 5
Coding region: 1-714 (237 amino acids)
Biological process (GO): regulation of salicylic acid biosynthetic process
Cellular component (GO): nucleus
Molecular function (GO): DNA-binding transcription factor activity; sequence-specific DNA binding; calmodulin binding
Source: RefSeq, a predicted model, not a curated record